UAUUUUGUUAAACUGAUCCACACAUACAGUAUAGUCAUUAUAUAUAUAAUUUAGUACAGUAUAAGUGACAGCAAAAAAACACCAUUGAAUUAAAAUGAAUGAAUUUAUGAGAAAAGGUACUGUAAAUUGUGAGUCUGCUAAGACAUUCAAAGAUAGGGAUCAACUGAUGAAAAAAGUCUAUCAAAAGCUCAGCGAAGACAACAAAUUUAUCAAAGAACUGACUGAUGAACAACGAUUUGAAUUCUUAUKGACUAAAGUCUGGCCGCUAUCUACGGCUCGUCAGUGGGUCGGCGAAGUGGCCAACGACUAUCAGCGUCAACACAGCAAAUCUGCUGAUAGAUCGGCCAAAUACCGGACUCAAGCCGAAGACUACAUCAAAAAAUGUGAUUAUCUAUCGGCACUCAAUGUCUGCACAAAAGCCAUACGUUGCGCUCCUUUUCCAUCAGAUUUAGACGGCGAGUCCAACGAAUUGGCCAUCGCUUACGGCUAUCGAUCGAUAAUCAAUUUUCUGACCAAAGACUAUACUAUGGCACUGUUCGACGCUAACAAAUCCUGUGAUUUAUGGGAAACCCGCGAAAUGUUGACCCACAAAGUCCACUGUUUGCGACUAUUGCGUCGUUUCGGUGAAGCCAUAGCUGUCGUGGAUUACAUUGUGUCCAAUGAACCGCCAUUUAUGAAUGCCUGCGCCGUGAAUAGCACUAACAAAGAGCUGCUAAAACUAAGACAACAGAUAAGCGUAGAGUUAGAUUCAGCUAAAGACGAACUCAUAGCGAUAACUGAAAUUAUUGAAUCAAUUGAUGAUCAAAAAACACCGACCAAUGAUAGUAUCAUCACUACUGUUAAGACAGAAAUAGAUGAGUCGAUACCCUAUUGGCUACACCCGAACUGUCAACUAAAAGUCAGCGACACUAAGGGUCGUCAUAUGGUGGCCAGCGAACGRAUACCAUUCGGCAGUGUUAUUAUAAUUGAGCGCCCGAUUAGCAAAGUCCUGUACGAUCCGACAAUAAGCAAUUGUACAAAUUGUAUGAAAUUUAUCGGCGAUCAAUUCUUACCGUGUCUGGGAUGCGAUGAAGUGAUCUUCUGCGACGAAAAAUGUUUUGCUGAAGCCUACAACAGUUAUCAUCAGUACGAGUGCGGCAUAACUGGUCUCGUGUUUCAGUUGAACAGUGCUAUACAUCACGCCUACCGUUUGUUCAGCCGAUUUGGUCACCAGACAACUGUCGAUUAUCUCAGAGAUCACCAAAAGUUUGAUUAUCAAGAAUACAUUGCAAACCAAAUGUUGGAYACCGAUAAUGAGGACAAUGACAAAGAGUGUCCGCCGUUGGAAAAGAGUUGCAAUGUUAAUGGUAUGGAAAGAUUCAAGGCUUUUAUGGGACUCGCAGACAAUGGAGGAAAGUUUGAGCCAUCGAUGACAGUAUAUCAAUGCUUUCGGGCCAUGGAUUGCAUACUAUUGUUGCAAUGGCGGGAACUGUUGAAUAAAGAGUAUGACAACGAAAACAUCAAAGAAUURGCCAAAUUGACGACCAAUUUGAUGACAAUUGUACGCAAAGUUAAUGUCAAUGUGUUUGGUUGGGCCGGUAAGGACCGUGUGGCCAAAGGCAAGCAUAAGGGCAGUGCACUCGUAGURAUCGGUUCUCUGUUCAAUCAUAGCUGUCAACCCAACGCCUAUUGGAGUUUCACUGAUACUGGACUUUUCACGUGCAAAACUAUCCGUCCUAUUGAGGCCAACGCCGAAAUCAACAUCACUUACGGCCCAACAGUGUUGACGUUGCCGUUCGUCGACCGACAGAAACGGCUGAAACACAUCUACUUCUUUGACUGUAACUGYUGGUCGUGUCUUCAAGAGUCAGGUCAAGAGUUAAACGUCAGGUGUCGACAAUGUGACGGACCGUUGAUCUGUACGUAUCACUACCAAAGUCAGUCGAUAUGUUGUCUGCAAUGCGGCCAACCUAUGAACGACUAUAUCGAUGUUAUCGUUGAUAUCCAUCAAUUGAAGAGUCGAUUCGACAAAUCGAUGAUCGARUUGGAGAAUAACAGCGAAGACAAGUCGUCAGAGACCAAAGCCGAAGAAUUGUUAAGCAAACUGUUGGCUAUCGUAUCGAUGGACAGUCAGCCGUUGUUGAAUUGUGUCCGCGAUUUGGUUCGCCAUUAUCAGCGGCGCCAACAGUUCGCUAAAGCUGUUUAUUACGGCCAAUACUUUGUCAAUCGUAUGGACAAUCAGUUGGACGACUUGUUACUGUGGACUCAGUGCUACUAUGCCUUCUUUGAUAAACAGUCGACACUGUCGGUCAGUGACCAGCACUGGAUUCAUGCGUUCAGUUUCUAUAAAUCAUUGGUCACAGUCUUGAAAAAUAAGCGGACACUAGCCUUAACUAUGAAAUCGGCAAAACCGGCGAUCAAUGGAGACAGUUGUCAGCCAUUGUUGUCAGAAACCGACAAACUUUCAGUCAAUGGUGAUAACGAUGACCGCCGUUACGUGGAUUCGGUUGACAUCGAGACCAAUGCACUGAUCGAUAGUCAUUUGAAUCGUAUCCACAAUGAAUACAAACAGUUGAAGUUAUGGUACAAAUCCGGCCAAAAAAAUUAACAAACAAAACAAAGAAAAAAAAAUACAAUUAUUGUAGUAAUUAUUUAAACUAUUU
Molecule: messenger RNA, 2642 nt
Organism: Oppia nitens
Lineage: Eukaryota; Metazoa; Arthropoda; Arachnida; Sarcoptiformes; Oppiidae
Product: SET and MYND domain-containing protein 4-like
Exons: 2
Coding region: 95-2587 (830 amino acids)
Molecular function (GO): protein binding
Source: RefSeq, a predicted model, not a curated record